AUGGCGUUUGGGGGGGCCGUAUUGGUGGUACGGCGUGAGGUGUUGGCCGUGUCGGGCACAGGGUUUCUUUUCAACCCUGAAGCUAUCAUAUAUUCGUUUCCGAGUGAGAGAUAUCCCGAUGCUAGCCCUGCAGAUGCCUGGCUUGGCGCUCCCCGCUGGCCGAGCAACACUAUCACUAUUGCCCGUGCCAACGCGAACCAAAGCGAUGUUUCCAGGGAGGGAUCAGAUUUCUCGGAUCAGUUCCUGUUGCAGCCAAGUAUAUUGAGUGACUAUCUGAGAAUUCGGAGAAAACUGGAGUAUAAUAUGUGA
Molecule: messenger RNA, 309 nt
Organism: Xylaria bambusicola
Lineage: Eukaryota; Fungi; Ascomycota; Sordariomycetes; Xylariales; Xylariaceae
Exons: 1
Coding region: 1-309 (102 amino acids)
Source: RefSeq, a predicted model, not a curated record